Messenger RNA from Triplophysa rosa, 3077 nucleotides. RefSeq names its product solute carrier family 25 member 25a (gene slc25a25a). The coding region runs from base 713 to 2122 and encodes 469 amino acids. Gene Ontology annotation, cellular component: mitochondrial inner membrane. The transcript has 10 exons. NCBI's taxonomy places the organism in Eukaryota, Metazoa, Chordata, Actinopteri, Cypriniformes, Nemacheilidae. Gene Ontology annotation, molecular function: calcium ion binding; ATP transmembrane transporter activity. The record is from RefSeq and is a predicted model, not a curated record. Gene Ontology annotation, biological process: transmembrane transport.
AUUCAUAUGUUUUUAUUAACAUGGGCAAAUCAACAUGACCUAUUUAUCCUUGAGGUUUCAUGACUAAAGUUUGUAUUUGGUCUGAUAACAUGAUGUGUUUCUCACUGUCAUGAGACAAUUUCUUAAUGUUGUGAGGAGUUUCAUUUGAGGAAAUUGUGUUAAUGACUCGUCUUGUACUGUAAAUGUUGUGGCUAGAAGGGAUACAGCUACGGCCGGAAGUGAUGCAAAAUAUCGCCAUAAAAUUACAAUAAACUACAUUAGCUAACGCCUACACCUACACCUACCCCAACCCUAAACCUAACCUUACAAUAAAAAUUAUUUAUUGAAGUGCGCAUGCCCAGUGGCCGUAGCUGUAUCCCCUCUAGCUACAACCAUGGAAAUUUUCCAGCAUCACACGGGGUUCCGUCUGGCAGCCCACAUGAUGAAAUUCCUCUCAGCCAGCAGCGUAUUGAAAAGGCGUGUCUGAAAUUACCAGAGUAAUUCAGUGGCAUUCCAUUGGACGUUUGGACUCUCCGCCAGAAGCAGCUUUUUGAAUCACCCCGUGCGUAGCCAAUCAGAAGCCGUGUUUCACUACGUGGGCGUGUCUGAGGGUUUUUCUCGGCAUGACCGGCACCAGCUGCCUUUGCCGGCAUUUCUGUUUCACCGCCGACAGACGAGACGCUUCCGUCGUAUUUAUUUAUUUAUUGUCGUAAACUUUUAUAUUAUUUCGAAGAUGUUGUGCCUGUGCCUUUAUGUGCCUGUCCCGAAUUCCGAUCAUAUCGAAGUGGAGUAUUUUGAGUCGAAUGGAUUACCUUCCGAGCUGAAGUCGAUCUUUAAACUCAGUGUCCUUCUGCCGUCCCAGGAAUUCUCCACCUAUCAGAAAUGGAGAAAGAAAGCAUUGAAAACUGAAGAGAAAGAUCUCGAUGGGCAACUAGACUUUGAAGAGUUUGUUCACUACCUCCAAGACCACGAGAAAGAUCUGAAGCUCGUCUUCAAAAGCCUGGAUAGGAAAAAUGCAGGUCAGGUGAAUGCUGGAGACAUUGCGAGUUCACUUCGAGAUCUUGGCGUCCACAUUUCAUUGCAGCAGGCAGAGAGAGUCCUUAAAAGCAUGGACAAGAAUGGCACAAUGACCGUUGACUGGAAUGAAUGGAAGAAGAGUCCUUCACAACAGCCUGCCGAGAACAUUCCAGAAAUCAUCCUGUACUGGAAACACUCGACAAUCUUCGAUGUGGGUGAGAACCUCAUGGUUCCAGAUGAGUUCACCACAGAGGAGCACAUGACUGGAAUGUGGUGGAGACACCUGGUCGCUGGUGGAGGUGCUGGAGCCGUUUCUCGAUCCUUCACCGCCCCACUCGACCGACUCAAAGUCCUUAUGCAGGUGCACGGUUCCCAUAGCAACAACAUAUGUAUUGUGAACGGGCUCACACAGAUGAUCAAAGAAGGAGGGAUGCGGUCUUUAUGGAGGGGCAACGGUAUCAACGUCAUUAAAAUCGCCCCUGAAUCAGCCCUCAAGUUCAUGGCUUAUGAACAGAUCAAACGUCUGAUGGGCAGCAAUCGGGAAACUCUUGGGAUUGCAGAGCGUUUUGUAGCGGGUUCUCUGGCAGGAGUCAUUGCGCAGAGCACCAUCUACCCCAUGGAGGUUCUCAAAACUCGCCUGGCGUUAAGAAAGACGGGCCAGUACAAGGGCAUCUCCGACUGUGCCAGACAGAUCCUGCGGGGUGAGGGGGUCACAGCGUUCUACAAAGGCUACGUUCCCAACAUGCUGGGCAUCAUUCCGUACGCUGGCAUUGAUCUGGCGGUCUACGAGACAUUAAAGAACAACUGGCUUCAGCGUUACGGUACGGACAGUGCAGAUCCGGGCGUGUUUGUGCUUCUGGCCUGUGGUACCAUCUCCAGCACGUGCGGUCAGCUCGCCAGCUAUCCUCUUGCUCUCGUACGGACACGCAUCCAGGCACAAGCCGUGGUUGAGGGGGCAUCACAGGUCUCCAUGACGGGGCUAUUCAAACAGAUCAUAAAGACAGAGGGGCCGACGGGUCUCUACCGGGGUCUGACUCCAAACUUCCUGAAGGUCAUCCCUGCUGUCAGCAUCAGCUACGUCGUCUACGAGCACAUCAAGUCGACGUUAGGAGUGCAGUCAAGAUGAGGAACCUACGAAGGGCUAAAGGGACUAGAGACGUAAAUCUUUGGGUUUUGAACCUUAAGGUGUGGAAGCCGACUCAUUCUGUGAAUGUGAGAAAGUGGAGGAGAAGCUGUUUAUUAACAUGCACAAGUGAAAGUAUUUUACCAGGGGAACAGGAAGAAUCCUCCCUUAAAUUAUUUAUUUAUUAAGUGUUCUACAUCAUUAGAAAAGAGCCACUGUGUUCAAGUUUGAAUGUUUGAAAGCUGAAAUCAGGGACCAACUGCGCAACAGGUGCAGAUGUGUCCGACACUACAAACAAGUGUCAAGAUUUUACUGUGAAAUCUUGACAUGUCAUGCUGAACUUGCACUGCCCAGAAUAAUGCUGCUGUACUUUGACUGAAGUAAAAUAAAUAUAUAUAAAAAACCAGAUAUUUAUGUUGUGGCAUCUGGUGAUGUGUUUCUUAGCACUUUUCAUGAGCAUCUUAAAUGAAAACCAGUGUUUCCCAUCUGUUUAACAGGAUUCUACUUCUAUGAAACUCGGUUCUUUUUAUGAAUCUGCACACAUUGAAGUUCUUAGCUUUGCCUUAAUAUAAACGAAUGUCUGGUUGAUUUGAAGAAUUAAUGCACUUUGUCUUGGUCAAUGUUGAAUGGAAGCUUUAAGUGAUGACUGUAAACGUGUAACGUUCUUUAAUGGGUGUGAAUGUUCUGUAAUUGGCGACCAAAUGUUCCACUAAUAAAUGCACUUGUGCUCACUUGCAGUAUUGCUUGGGUUAAGGGCUUUCAUGUACACUAAUUAAAAUACAUGGAUGUUUGUGUUUAAGAGGUCAUGAUGUGAUUUAGAUUGUGAAAGCUGCUUUGAGACGGAUGUUCUCAGGAAGCGAGUGAUUGGAGUAUGUCAUUUUCAUUGUAAGAACAGUCCUGUUUUAGAUUAUUUCAAAACGUAAAUGAUUUAUUUUUUCAAUAAAAAAUGUAAUAUUAA